AUGGAUGACUGGCCCCUCGGACUUGACAAGAAUGCCAUGAGCAAGCUAUAUCGCCAGCGCACGAACCUGCUUUCACGCAUGAACGACGUAAAAAGGAGUUAUUGGGCCGACAUUACCAUCGACAUUUACAACCCCAAUCUGUACCCGACGGCAUACUCAAACAUCUCGAAUGAAACCGCACCCGUCGGAACGAUUGGCUUGGGCGAUGAGCUUAGUUACGACCAUACCAAUCCUAACUACAUUUACAGCAUCACCGACCAAAUGACGUCGGAAAACUUCAUCGCCAAUAGCUCUUGGUACAUGCAUUUGGGAAGCGUCGCAUUGGGCCAGACAGGGUCGCUGAUAUUGGGGGGCUAUGAAGAAAACCGUAUUCUAGGAGACGUGGGGACGUUUCACCUAGAUUCCACUCUCCCUCGGGUGAUACUUGUGGAUGUACUUCUCGACUUCGAAGCAGGACCAUCGCCAUACAACACAACCGUCGGAAGCGUAUGGCAAAGCGAAAGUCUCCCUGCCGCCGUACAAAGUAUGGCCAACAAAUACGGUGGCCCUGCGGGGUCUGCCUUGGUCCUGCCAAAUGCGGCCGCCCCUUACUUGUAUCUUCCUCCGGAAGUUUGUGAGGCUGCUGCUUCUCACCUACCCGUCCGCUGGGUGCCGGAAAUCGGAUUGUAUGUGUGGGAGUUUCACUCAGAUCCGGUCGGCACCACGCGCUUCGUCAACUCUCCGGCCUCCAUGGCCUUCGUGUUCACAGACGAAAAUUCCCGAAACAUCACUAUAAAGAUUCCUUUCAGGCUAUUGAAUCUCACAAUAGAUCGUAUGCCCGCCAGAGAGAACUAUGUGAACUGGGGGGUGGAUACUUAUUGGCCUUGCAAACCAUGGACUGAAUCGGACAUCGUGGCUUCCUCAUCACUGAACCGAUAUACGUUGGGUCGAGCUUUCCUGCAAGGUGCUUUUACCGGUUUCAACUAUGACCGAGAGCGAUUUUUCAUGGCACAAGCACCCGGACCAGGAAUGUCAGAACAGCUCAUUGUUCCGGAUAACUCCCAAGACUUACGGUCGAGACCUGCGGAUACCUUUGUCGAUACCUGGCGGGAAUAUUGGACGGAGCUUGAAGUAGCAGCCGGAGGGACUGGCGGUACUGGAGGAACACCAGGCACGACACCCGAGGCCACCGGCGACAAUUCCACUCCCACAAGCGGCUUAGGAACGGGCGCAAUAGCAGGCAUCGCGGUCGCGGCGGGAUGUGGCUUGGUCGCGUUAGUGGCCUUGCUAUGGUUCUUCUGCUGGCGGGCUCGGAGAAGGAGGAAUUCCGACGAAGAACACAAAAACGAAAAUGGAAGCGGGCGUGGUUUACAUGAUGCAGAUAUCUUCACUGGUGGCAAGGCUGAAAUGGAUGGAAAAGGGGUGCCAAUAUCAGAACUAGAGCACCAUGAUCGGAAGUCCGCUUUAGGCGAGCAACAACCUCAAGAGUUACCGUCGCCUUUCAAUUCGCCGAUGAAUAGCAGCCCUGGUUUCAGCGACUUGGUUUUCGAGUUACCUGACGGCAACUGGGGUCGUCAUGAGAAGGGAGAGAAGGGAGAUAUGUCAGAGAAGAGAGACGGAGACAAGAGAGCAGAGUAA
Colletotrichum scovillei is the source of this 1617-nucleotide messenger RNA. Its product is annotated as eukaryotic aspartyl protease. The transcript has a single exon. The record is from RefSeq and is a predicted model, not a curated record. Lineage: Eukaryota; Fungi; Ascomycota; Sordariomycetes; Glomerellales; Glomerellaceae. The coding region runs from base 1 to 1617 and encodes 538 amino acids.